This is a messenger RNA of Clupea harengus (Atlantic herring), 2399 nucleotides long. RefSeq names its product cysteinyl leukotriene receptor 1 (gene cysltr1). Gene Ontology annotation, molecular function: leukotriene receptor activity. Gene Ontology annotation, cellular component: plasma membrane. The record is from RefSeq and is a predicted model, not a curated record. Bases 376 to 1563 code for a protein of 395 amino acids. Gene Ontology annotation, biological process: G protein-coupled receptor signaling pathway. NCBI's taxonomy places the organism in Eukaryota, Metazoa, Chordata, Actinopteri, Clupeiformes, Clupeidae. The transcript has 2 exons.
AUUUAUAGUCCCUGACUUAUAUAAUACAGCACAGUAAUAGAGGAAAAAUCUCCCCAGCAACCACUACAUCUAUAUUCUGCCUAUCUACAUGCACAUUUCAAUGCAAACAUGACCACUUAACAAGUCCCCAAACAAGCCUUAGGCGAGAUUUUACUUUAAAAGGCAACACUUAUCAUGAGGGGCCUCUAUGACAUAUUGUGCCCUAUGCUACAGCCUGUGUCUCAUCUACAACGCCCCUGGGACAUGCAGAGCAAUCUCGUUAGCCUGUUAGCCUUGUUAGUGGGCGUCGCAAUUGCGGUUGUGUUUGAAGAGAGAACGUAGUGCUCAGAUGGAGACUACUGAAGCUCCUUCCCACCCUUGUACAACAAACCGCGUAUGUCGGAGUGUCUGCCGCCCGCGCCGAUGGUUCCCGAAACAACGUUUGGACACACCAUCUCUCCUUCAGGGAUGGUGCUGACUACUGACACGCCCUCAGACAACGGAACACAUUGCCCAUCCAUCGAUGACUUCCGCAACCAAGUGUACUCCACUGCCUACUCCAUCAUCACCGUUUUUGGCCUGGUGGGCAACGGUUUUGCCCUGUUUGUCCUCCUGCGGACGUUCCGCCAGCGCUCUGCGUUUCACAUCUACAUGCUGAACCUGGCCCUGUCGGACCUGUUCUGCGUGAGCGUGCUGCCACUGCGUGUCAUCUACUACGUCAACAAAGGCCAGUGGAAUCACGGCGACUUCCUGUGCCGCAUCAGCUCCUACACGCUCUACGUUAACCUCUACUGCAGCGUCUUCUUCAUGACGGCCAUGAGCGUCACGCGCUUCCUCGCCAUCGUCUAUCCCGUGCAGAACCUCAGGCUGGUGACAGAACGCAAGGCACGCAUCGUCUGCAUCUGUAUCUGGGUGUUCAUCUGUACUACCUCCAUGCCGUUCCUAAUGCAGGGCCAGCACGUGGAUCCCAUAACCAACAAAACCAAGUGCUUCGAGCCGCCAGAGCGCGGUGGCAACCAGGGCCUACCAGAGCACGGUGGCAACCAGACACUACCAGAGCGCAGUGGCAACCAGGGCCUGAGCAAACUGAUGGCUCUCAACUACUUCUCCCUGGUGGUGGGCUUCAUCAUACCCUUCCUGGUGAUCAUGCUGUGCUACGCGGGCAUUACAAGGGCGCUUCUGGGUCGAACCAAUGUCUCGCAGCAGAAACAGCGUGCCACGCGCAUCAAGGCCAUCCGCAUGAUCAUCAUCGUCACGGUGACGUUCCUGGUCAGCUUCAUGCCCUACCACAUCCAGCGCACGCUGCACCUGCACUUCAUGAGCCGCCGCGACAUCAAAUGUGAUGAGCUUAUCACCAUGCAGAAGUCCGUGGUCGUCACCCUCUGCCUGGCCGCCUCCAACUCCUGCUUUGACCCACUGCUCUACUUCUUCUCCGGGGAGAACUUCCGCCACCGUCUCUCCACGUUCCGCAGGCCAUCCGCCGCCAUCCAUAGUGGCCCGCGGAGGGCUACUCCAUCCAGCAUCCUCCAGCCUCUGGAGGAGAACGACCAGCAGGCCUGCAACGGGCCCAGCCAGGUUACGUAAAAAUGUCAGAGGCCACAGCGGCAGGUUAACAAGCUAUGAGAGAAGGGAAGGAUUGCGAGAGAGAGAGAGAGAGAGAGAGAGAGAGAGAGGCAGAGUGUAUGAGAAUGACAUUGAGGUAAUUAGGAGUGUUGUCUGUCUCAGAAUGUUUAGAGCAUGAUAAAGUGUCAUUAUGAUAUCCCAGUGUCACUGUUGAAAGGCAACAGCACUGGGAAAGACUUCUAAAGGAAAGCAGGGCAGGCUUCUAAAGGCUUCUCUGACCAUUAAUGAAUAUCGGGCACUCGGGUGCCAAUGCUAUCUAAAGAAAAAAAGGGAGGGUUAGGGACAUGCAAGUCAAUGAGAAUGCAAGAGAGAGAGUUUUCGUCUGAGGUGGAGAGAGGAUGAUGAGGAUGGUCUGGAAGUGAGGAAAUCCAAAAGUAAAGGAUAGGGAUCCCCUCCCAAUUUUGAAGGGCUUACCUUAAAUAACCCAUAUUCUUGCCUGUAACAAAUAAAUGCAAAGAUCUGUGCAAACUGCUGAUUGCUUUUACUCAUCAUAUCAGUAUCCAAGUUAAUUUGAAAUGUCCAUGAAACACUUUACUGUAGUCUGCCAUAUUUAAACAUCUCAACUUUUUAGUCUGUGAAUGUCUGUUUCUCCAGUACGGUCUUGUGGUGUAAUUGUGAACCAGCUUUUGGUUAUUUGUUUUUGUGUUAAAUUGUGUAUAUAAGCUGUAGUAUUGUAGGAAGGAUGCCGUAGCCAUUUAUUAAUUCAUGUGAAAUUAAAAAGACAAUCCCUUACAGGUGUUGCAUCGCUUUUCUGAUUACAACUGGUGCUUAUGCUAUUAAAUGCAUUACCAUAGCCA